AGGAGUUCGUUUUGCAAAUUAAACGCCUAUCCUUUACCUUGCCUCUCAAAUUAUUGUAGAUUUUAUUCCAAUGUCUACAUAUGCAGCUCUGUGUUUUCUUUCAUGCCUAUGCUCAUGAGCUGUAAUUUUUCUACCUUUGUUCGAUAUAUCCACCAGUUUCCGUUGCUAUCCAGAAGUGGAUUACUAGAAAACAUUAUUGGAGAACUUUCUAGCGAGGAUGAUCAGAAAUGCAUGGUGCAACUGAAUGACAUUCCAGGUGGAGCCAAAAUUUUUUUGCUGGUAGCCAAAUUUUGUUACGGUGUAAGAAUAGAACUGAACGCGUUGAAUGUAGUUAGUGUAAGGUGCGCUGCUGAGCAUCUUCGCAUGAGUGAAGAAUAUGGAGAGGGAAACCUCAUCACACAAGCGGAGGAUUUUCUAAACGAAAUCUUCAGCAAUUGGAGUGACUCCAUUAAAGCACUUGAAACCUGCGAAGAGGUCUUGCCUCAUGCAGAAGAGCUUCAUCUUGUUUCGAGAUGCAUCAAUUCAUUGGCAAUGAAAGCGAGUGCCGAUCCAGGUUUAUUUAGUUGGCCUGUGUCGGGAAAGAAGGCCUUGCAGAGCUCAGAGGGUGCGGUGUUUUGGAAUGGAAUAUGCACGACAGCAAAGCCACAUCCAGUCAGUGAAGAUUGGUGGUAUGAAGAUGUCUCAUUUCUUAAGUUUCCAUUUUUCAAGAGGCUGAUUCGAGCAGUUGAAUUAGGAGGCAUGAACCAAGAGAGGAAGGCUGGCUCCAUAAUGCACUAUGCAAAGAGGCACCUUUCCUUGUUGGGUAGGCAAUCGAGUUUCCAUAAUGGAAAUCGUGCUGCCCCGUUAUCAACUGUUCCUGCUGCAUCUGAUGGAGAGCAAAUGACUCUCCUUGAGGAGAUUGUGGGAUUACUUCCUGAUCAGAAGGGCGUUGUGCCAACGAACUUCCUGCUUAGGCUUCUCCGAACAUCUAUGAUUUUGCAAGCUAGUGCAUCAUGUUGUGAGAGCUUAGAGAAACGAGUUGGGGCUCAAUUGGAUCAAGCAGCUCUUAAAGAUCUUCUGAUACCAAACAUGGGGUACUCAGUGGAGACCCUAUAUGAUAUUGACUGCAUUCAGCGGAUUCUUGACCACUUCAUUCUCAUGGACCGCGAUUCGAUUGAUUAUACUUCUAGCUGUAUUGUUGAUGAGGGCGCUUCUCAUUCGCUGACUGCAAUAACCUCGGUGGCUAACCUGAUUGAUGGAUAUCUGGCUGAAGUUGCACCUGAUGUUAACUUGAAACAGCAGAAAUUUCAGUCGCUAGCUGCUGUUAUCCCGGAAUAUGCCAGACCAUUAGAUGAUGGAAUUUAUCGCGCCAUUGAUUUAUACCUCAAGGCCCAUCCUUGGCUGACAGACUCCGAGAGGGAACAAAUCUGCCGGCUCAUGAACUGCCAGAAGCUCUCAUUGGAAGCCAGCACGCACGCAGCGCAGAAUGAGAGGCUACCGCUUCGCGUCAUCGUCCAAGUUCUAUUCUUCGAACAGCUUCGCCUGCGCACAUCAAUUUCCGGUUGGUUCUUUGUAUCUGAGAACCUCGAGAUCUCACAAAACCAAAGUAGAAAUCUUGCGCUUGCUCGAAAUGAGGCACCUGCUCAAGCUAGCACUGUGCGGCGUGUGCGCGAUCAUUUUGUAACAGUUGAUGACAUGAGGGAACGAGUUUCGGAGCUCGAGAAAGAGUGCUUGAGCAUGAAGCAAGAGAUUGAGAAGCUGGUGAAGACAAAGGGGAGUUGGAACACAUUCUUGAAGAGGUUUGGUUUGAGGCUCAAGUUAAAAUCUGAUGCAGAAAAGCACGCAAACCCUGCAAUAAUUCCAAAGAACAACCAACAUCCAUAGGUCCACCAGUGAAUGGAAAACAAAAUUAUGAAAAUUAUGAAAAUAAUAAAUUAAGAGAUUGAUAUUUAAAAAAAC
This is a messenger RNA of Malus domestica (apple), 1938 nucleotides long. Its product is annotated as BTB/POZ domain-containing protein At5g03250-like. Gene Ontology annotation, molecular function: protein binding. Lineage: Eukaryota; Viridiplantae; Streptophyta; Magnoliopsida; Rosales; Rosaceae. The record is from RefSeq and is a predicted model, not a curated record.